Fusarium sp. VM40 is the source of this 759-nucleotide messenger RNA. The record is from the annotation of a GenBank genome assembly. Lineage: Eukaryota; Fungi; Ascomycota; Sordariomycetes; Hypocreales; Nectriaceae.
AUGUCUCUCUUUUCCCUUCAAUGCUGUGGGCAGAAACGCAAGCAGGCCAUCGAGGAGCCUGCUCAGCAAGCCGAUCCCCAAGCUACCACUGAAGUCAUAAAUCUUGAACAUAUCAGAGCCUCCCCUCAGCGUCGUAGCACCGAUAUCGGUUCCGACAUAGACGACACUGCGCUCGCUCCUGCGAAUGGGUUCCUCGCUGGCAACUUUCACCUACCGACAUACCGACCCAACAACGAAGUCCCUCAAUUCUUCUCCCCUGCAAACUGGGUAUUGCUGACCAUCUCGGACGUAUUGUCCACCAUGCGCAAAGAUUCUCAUCUUGCACGCUGCGUUCUUUUUGAAACCGCCCGGCUCCAGCGAUCUUUAUUUUCCGUGGGGCUGGUGAAGCUUUCCCUGGACGCACGCGCCGUUGACAUGCAGCUGAUCGAAUUGGACAAAGUCUUGAGAAAAGGAGAUGAACUGAUCCAAGGCGACUGGGGCGAAGAAAGUCGGGAGAAGCAAGACCGUAUACUCAAAGGAGAACGAUUUCAGAAAGCUCUUCGUACAGCCAAGAAGUCACUUCUGGAGUUAGAAAAGGGUUUUAAUGACCAGAUCCUUGGCGAGCUAAAGAAUGGCAUGCAGAGCAAAGAAAUUAUUGACUGGGACCAAAUGGUCGGGAAAGUUAGAAACCUGAGUAAUGAGAUACGACAGGUUUAUAAUAAAGUGCAGAGUAUAUAUCGCCAGGAGCAGGAAAAGGCGAGAGCACUGGUGAAUAUUUAG